This is a messenger RNA of Pyrus x bretschneideri (Chinese white pear), 1115 nucleotides long. RefSeq lists its product as uncharacterized. Bases 477 to 881 code for a protein of 134 amino acids. The record is from RefSeq and is a predicted model, not a curated record. The transcript is spliced from 2 exons. Lineage: Eukaryota; Viridiplantae; Streptophyta; Magnoliopsida; Rosales; Rosaceae.
UAAGUUCUCCCAUAUUACUGUUGUUUAAAUAAUUAGUGUAAAUUAUUUCAUCAUUUUUUGAAAAAUAAAGUUGGUCCUAUCCGCAUUAUUCUUUCAAGUUUCGAUCGUCAAAUUAAAUGAAUUGAAUAUGAUGAGAUAGGAAUUAGCAGGAUAUGUGAACGAUAAAAAUAGGCGUAUGAAGCACCAUUUAAAAAUAAAUGAUAAUGGUCAACAAAACAAAACCAAGUGGCAAGAGGGCAUUUCACUCAUAAAUUGGGUGUUAGGUAAUAAAGCACGGCUAAUUACCACAAUCUCUGUCAUGUUUAUUUAAUUUUGAAUUAAGUGAUGACCCAACUAACUUUGAACAUAAAUUUUCCCCCAUUUAUCUGGCGUGAUCCAUUAAACCAUAACCCUCUGUAGUUUCUCAGUGCCAGAACCAUUUCUUUUGUUUCUUCUCUGUUUUUCUUCUUCUCUCCUCGAACUCCGGUGGGCCGAAGAUGGAGGAAGAAGGCACAAGAGCCUUGGGGUUGAAGGUAAGUAGAGAUGCCAAAACCCUAUAUGCAACAUUGUUUCCUGUGUUGACGUCUCUGCUCAUGGUAGUUCUGUUCCUGUGGACCAUUACGUCGGAAUCUGGGCCUGCAGACAGGCCGUGGAUGAAAAGGGAGUCGAACAACCGGGCAUUCUGCGUCGGACUUCUGACGAUAGUUCUCGGUUUCCUGUUUUUGGUUGCUGGUCUUCCUUUGCUGGUAGACUUGGUCAUAAAAUUCUCAGAACAAUUGCAGAGGAAGCAGGAGGAGACCAGGAAACCUCCAAAUCAAGCAGGGAAGCUGAAGACGAUAUGUAUCGUCAGCCGCAUAGGUUGUGAGUAUCAUCGCAAUGGUCAUGCUAGCAUGGGCAAUUAACACUGGAUUUAGGCUUGCAACUGAACCUAAAAGAGAAAAAUAUUUUCCUCUAGCAUCCCCAGUUGGUGUAGUGACUAUUAUGUUUGGCUUCAUUUACUCUAUCAUUGGACUCUGCGUAAUUGCAGAACUAGCGCUCGAGUUGACAAAUCAGUUCCAAACGACAGAGGAAAAUGAAAUUGUUAAUCAUCAAGUAUGCAUAAUAAAGGUCAAAUGUUUAGUUUGACACUGCUAUAA